AUGAGCAAGCCCAUCGCACUGUUAUCGGUCUACGAUAAAACCGGUCUCAUCGAAUUUGCCAAGGCUCUCGAUGCAGCUGGUGUUCGGCUUUUGGGCUCUGGCGGUACAGCGAAAAAGAUCAGAGACGCGGGAAUUGCCAUUGAAGAUGUCUCCGAUAUAACCAAGGCGCCCGAAAUGCUUGGUGGGCGCGUCAAAACACUCCACCCCGCUGUUCACGGUGGAAUUCUUGCUCGCUCGAUCCCGUCUGACGAGAAGGACCUGGAGGCGCAAGGAAUCUCACCAAUUUCUAUCGUCGUUUGCAACCUUUAUCCAUUUUCAUCCACCAUUGCUCAACCCAACUGCACUCUGGCGGACGCGGUGGAAGAAAUAGACAUUGGAGGCGUAACUCUCUUGCGUGCAGCAGCCAAAAAUCAUGCUCGAGUUUCGGUUGUCUCUGAUCCCUCCGACUACUCCGAGUUUGUGGAGGCAUGGAAAACGGGAGGGGGAGAUGUUGGACAAACUCUACGAAGCAAACUCGCUCUCAAAGCGUUUGAGAUGACAGCCCAAUAUGACGAUGCUAUCAGCGGAUACUUCAGGGAACAAUAUGCCUCAGCCGAACUUCCCAAAGACAAACUUGCUGGCUCUGUUCAGAGAAUCGCCCUCCGAUAUGGCGCCAACCCGCAUCAAAAGCCGGCACAAGCAUAUGUUACCAAGGGAGAACUGCCGUUUAAGGUGCUUUGUGGGUCCCCCGGCUACAUCAACCUGCUCGAUGCGCUCAACUCAUAUGCGCUUGUGAAAGAGCUUCAAGAAACUCUGGGUCUUCCUGCUGCCGCCUCCUUCAAGCAUGUUUCUCCAGCAGGCGCCGCAGUUGGUAUCGAACUCGAUGAGACCGAGAAAAAAGUCUACGGUGUUGAUGAUCUCAAGGAGGCACUGACCCCAUUGGCUUGUGCGUAUGCUCGAGCACGUGGGGCAGACCGUAUGUCCUCUUUUGGCGACUUCAUUGGACUGUCAGCCCCUUGCGAUCUCGCUACAGCCAAGAUUAUCUCGCGGGAGGUCUCUGACGGUAUUAUCGCUCCAGGGUACUCUCCAGAGGCACUAGACGUUUUGGCAAAGAAGAAGGGAGGGAAAUAUUGUGUCCUCGAGAUUGAUCCAAACUACGUACCUGAUACCGUUGAGACCAAACAGGUCUAUGGCGUGCACCUACAGCAAUUACGUAACAACGCGAAAAUUGAUGCUGGUCUUUUCAGCAACAUAGUCACGAAGAAAACCGAUCUGCCUUCAAACGCUCAGACCGACCUGAUCCUUGCUACCCUCGCGCUCAAAUAUACCCAAUCCAAUAGCGUCGCAUACGCGAAGCAUGGUGCCAUCAUUGGUCUUGGUGCUGGCCAACAGUCUCGGAUUCAUUGUACCCGACUUGCUGGCGGAAAGGCCGACAUUUGGUGGCUUCGCCACCACCCCCGUGUCUUGUCCUUGCCGUUCAAGAAAGGCGUAAAGCGCGCCGAGAAAGCCAACGCGAUUGAUCUCUUCGUUGGCGGUGAAGUUCUCGAGGGCGGGGAGAAGGAACAAUGGGAAAGUAUGUUUGAGGGAACUGUUGCACCGCUUACUAGCGAAGAGAAAGCAGAGUGGGCCGUCAAACUUGAGGGCGUGUCGUGUUCCAGCGAUGCAUUCUUCCCCUUCCCUGAUAAUGUUCAUCGGGCACGGAAAAGUGGGGUCAGUUAUUUGGCGGCGCCGAGUGGGAGUGUUAUGGAUUCUGAGUGCAUAAAGGCGGCAGAUGAACAUGGGAUCGUCUUUGCUCACACUUCGCUGCGUCUAUUUCAUCAUUAA
Messenger RNA from Mycena indigotica, 1803 nucleotides. Its product is annotated as Bifunctional purine biosynthesis protein ade17. Gene Ontology annotation, cellular component: cytosol. Gene Ontology annotation, biological process: 'de novo' IMP biosynthetic process. Bases 1 to 1803 code for a protein of 600 amino acids. The record is from RefSeq and is a predicted model, not a curated record. The transcript is spliced from 6 exons. Gene Ontology annotation, molecular function: IMP cyclohydrolase activity; phosphoribosylaminoimidazolecarboxamide formyltransferase activity. NCBI's taxonomy places the organism in Eukaryota, Fungi, Basidiomycota, Agaricomycetes, Agaricales, Mycenaceae.